Amaranthus tricolor (Joseph's coat) is the source of this 1154-nucleotide messenger RNA. RefSeq names its product glycine-rich cell wall structural protein 1.8. The transcript has a single exon. The coding region runs from base 17 to 856 and encodes 279 amino acids. The record is from RefSeq and is a predicted model, not a curated record. Lineage: Eukaryota; Viridiplantae; Streptophyta; Magnoliopsida; Caryophyllales; Amaranthaceae.
AACAUUAUUUCUCAAUAUGGCUUAUCAUAAAAUCUCUACUCUUGUUUUUUUCUUGGUGUUGGGCAUAGGCAUAUGCACCGCCACCAGAGCCCUCCUCACUUAUGAACUUGGAGGACAUGUUGGUGUCGGUGUUGGUGUAGGUGGAUAUGCAGGAGGCGGUGGUAGUGGAAGUGGUGGAGGUGGUGGUGUUGCUGGUGGUGGAGCAGCAUAUGGUGGUGGUGCAGGUGGAGGAAGUGGUGGUGGUGCAGCUUACGGAGCCGGAGGUGAGCAUGCUGGUGCUUACGGUGGCGGUGAAGGUGGAGGCCAUGGAAGUGGAUCGGCAGCUGGUGGGGCUGCAUAUGGAGGUGGUGCGGGUGGAGGAAGUGGUGGUGGUGCAGCAUAUGGAGCCGGUGGUGAACAUUCAGGUGCUUAUGGUGGUGGUGAAGGUGGUGGCCAUGGAGGCGGAGCAGCUAGCGGUGGUGCAGCCUAUGGUGGUGGUGGCGGUGGUGGUAGUGGUGGUGGUGGAGCUUACGGUGCAGGAGGAGAGCACGCUGGAGGAUACGGAGGUGGCGAAGGUGGAGGUCACGGAGGUGCUUAUGGUGCUGGUGGUCAUGUUAGUGGCGGUGGGGGAGGAAGUGGAAGUGGAGGUGGAUCGGCUUAUAGCGGUGGAGCUGGCGGAGGUGCGUAUGGUAGUGGCGGCGGAGCAGGUGGUGGAUAUGGAGGUGGUGCUAGUGAAGGAGGCCAUACAUCUGUAUCUGGAGGAGGAGGUGGAUCUGGUGGUGGAGGUGCUUAUGCCGGUGGUAGUGGCGCCCAUGCUGGUGGAUAUGGUGCUGGUGGCGGUGAAGGAGGUGGUCAUGCAGGAGGAUACAUGCCUUGAAAACAAGUUACUUUAAGUGCAUGCAUGCAUGCAAUCAAUUAACCAUGCAUAUUGGAAACCUAGCUAUGUCUUCUUUAAUUAUUCAAUACUGUUUUUCUUAGUAUUUGCUUUCCUUAACAAUAAGGCUUGUGAUAAUAGUUGUACUUUGCAUGAACUGUAACUAAUAAUAUAUGUCUAUAUGUUUGGUGCUUACAAUGUGUGGUGCACCAAUUUGUAUUUGUAUUUGUAUUUGUAUUUGUAUUUGUAAUUUGGAAUUUGGAUCAAUUAAGUGUUUCUUCAAUUAAAAUGUUAUCUUGCU